GGCCAUACAACCUGCAACAGAAAACCCUCACAACCCCGGUAAACAAGACACAGCGUCAACACCAAACGAUAGGAUCUCACGGGAUUCCUGCCAGAUUCCUAGCAGAGUAACUCAAUGAAUGGAACCGUCAUUGGAAGUGGGGGAUUUCGUUUAUUUUGGGGAUUUUAAAGAAGAAAAUUAGACUGCACCAAAAAAUGCGUUUGAUAUAUUAAGGGAUUUUGGAGUGUUUUUGGUAUUACAGACAAAGCAAAUGUCAAAGAAUUGACGUCAUUUUAACCUUAGAAAGGAUAUUAAUUCCCCGGUAGACAUUUGAAGAUGACGCCAGAGGGCCCCGGAUGGAGACGUAUGCUGGCUCUCUUCGUGUUAGUGAUGGUUUAUUUGUGUGUGGGAGCUGCUAUCUUCAGCCAUAUCGAGGGCGACCCCGAGAUAGAGAGACGUCUACAGCUGGAAGCAUUCCUUAGAAACUUCCUAGGUAACCAUAGCUGCGUGCAACACGAAGACUUAAUCAGUGUUCUACGAGAAGUAGACCAAGAAUUCACGUUCGCCUUGAACACUCUUCGUAACACAACAGUAUACACUCAGUGGGAUUUCAUUGGGGCCUUCUCUUUCGUCGUCACUGUAGUGACCACCAUAGGUUAUGGUAAUUUGGCACCAAAGACGUAUUCCGGGAAGGUGGCGCUGGCGGUGUACGCUCUCCUCGGAAUUCCCAUCACACUGAUCAUGCUGAACUACCUGGGUCAACUCCUGACACGCCUCUCAACCCGGGUCAACAAAUGCAAACUGUGCUCGGCUAAACCCCUUGUAAACAAACUGCUAAACAUGGUCCUUAUUGUUGCCUUGGGUCUGACCAUGCUAUUUAUCUUGCCUGCCUUGGCUUUCAGUUACAUCGAGGAUUGGACCGUUUUAGAGGCUCUGUACUACUGUUUUGUUACUCUCAGUACUAUAGGAUUUGGAGACUAUAUAGCAGCUAUGUCGGAGAACCGCCUCGGUCACCGCGGGGCGGGAGACCUGUAUAGGAUAGUGACGUAUGUGUGGAUUCUGUUUGGAUUGGCUUACUUGUCGCUUCUGAUAAAUUAUAUCUCCAAUGUUUUCAUCAAAAAGGCUGAAGAGAUGGAAAGACUUACAAAAGAAAAAUUGGAGGCUGAAGUAUCUCGAUUACAACAAGAAUUGUCGAAAACUGGAAAAUCCGUAUAUAAAACAGCCGCAAAUGUUAAAUCCAGUGUGAAAGGGAAAAUGUGGGAAGCGCCAUCUGGCAAUGGCAUUGAACAAGAGACAGGAAACGUAACUCUACUCCGUAUAUCUCAACUGAGCGAAAGUUAGAAAAGAUAGGUCUUUUGAAAAAAAAGAUAUAUCUGUGUUCUUUGAAAUCCGUCCCAGAGAGAGAGAGAGAGAGAGAGAGAGAGAGAGAGAGAGAGAGGUGGCAUGAUCGAAUACUCUGUAAGUAAAUUUCCCUUUCAUUACAAUGUUUAUCUGUAAAGGUUGUAUCUCACUACAGAGACCACAACAAUGUUUUGUGUGCGUAUUUACAUUCAACAAUUGCAAGAGCCCAUGUGUGCCAUUAUAUACGAUCGAGCACGUUCACCUUAUUUUAUUCACACGCCAAGGAUUUUCUUGGAGAGUGAAGCAGACCUGAACAGAUGACGACAGUUAGUAAAGAUGACGUCACUUUUGAAAUGAUAAUGUCUAAAUGAUUUAGGCUACAUUCAGCCGAGCGAUGUUCCGAUUGCACCGGGGCUUGGUGACGCGACCUUUAUACAGUGUAUAUACAUGUAGAUAAUACAUGUACAACCUAAUAAGGCAGUAUGACUGUACACAUAGGGAGAAACAUACGCAUGCUCAUGCACAAAUAUAUGCUCAUCGCAAUCAGCAAUGUUUCAGAAACAACAGAAUAAAAAAAGUUCUGUAUGGUUUGUGAAAAACACAGUUUUCCAGUGUUCUUAAUAAAAGAAAAACGAUUGAUGUUA
This is a messenger RNA of Ostrea edulis (European flat oyster), 1964 nucleotides long. Its product is annotated as potassium channel subfamily K member 16-like. Gene Ontology annotation, biological process: stabilization of membrane potential; potassium ion transmembrane transport. Gene Ontology annotation, molecular function: potassium ion leak channel activity. The transcript is spliced from 5 exons. The record is from RefSeq and is a predicted model, not a curated record. NCBI's taxonomy places the organism in Eukaryota, Metazoa, Mollusca, Bivalvia, Ostreida, Ostreidae. Bases 316 to 1320 code for a protein of 334 amino acids. Gene Ontology annotation, cellular component: membrane.